CGAAUUUUUAAACGACGCCUAAUUGCAAGGACUAAUCACAUCAUUAAGCCUAAAUUCUAUAACUUCCUCAUUCAUCUAUCUCCCUCUCUUUGGUUCCAUCUUCCAAUGUAGAAAUAUUUCUCUCUGAUUAUGAAAAAUCCCAAUUCAAUGCUUUUAUAUUACUCUCUGAAAUAUCUCUCAUUUAAUUUGGGAAGUUUUUGUUAUAAUUUUGUUCUGUAUUUUGUAACACUAACCAAUUUGGUUUAUCACAGUUUUUUCGCUGCCCAAUUUAAUUGUAAAAAAAAAAAAAAUACUUAAAUUAGUUUCGGACAUUCAUAUAGGACAAAUUGGUUUUACUGACACAAUAAAACAUGCAUGAUGAUGUAAUCUUGAAUUAUGUGUUUGUACAUGAAAUUGGCGAUGAAAUGUGUGGUUAUGAUGACCUUAUUCAAUGAGUAUAUAUACAUUUCUAUGAAUUAUGUGUAAGUAAUGUGCAUUUGUGUGGAAUGUCAAUUUUCUUGUCUCUGAUGGAUGUGACUGUGAGUAUGUAAUAUCAAAUAUGUGAUGUUUGUUAAUUGCGUAUAAAUUUUUGUUAAAAUUCCGCUAUGCUACCGCGCUAUAGUGCUGCAAUAGCGGCUAUUUGACAACACUCUGUACCUUAAAGCAGAUUGUAGAGUAAUAGUGAUUUGUUCAAAUUCUGCUAUGCUAUAGUGCUAUAGCCUUCAUUUGACAACAUUGUGUGGAUCCACUAUUUGUUUUGGAAAGUUUUGAUCAUUACUGAAUGGAUGAAUUGAUAUAAUAAUGGAAACAACCAAUGAACUUAAAAGAGUUAAGUGACACAUUAUUAGACCCUAAUUGGGUUCCUAAAUGUCUUGGAAGAAAUUAGCGUAGGUUAAGAAGUGAGAGUAUAUAAUUUUUAGUAUUUUAGAAACUUUGAGCAUGACAACAAGUGAUGAAUCAGGGAGGUUUAUCAUGAAUUCAAUGAUGGUUUUAGGCUAGCAUGAUUAGGACAUGCUGCUAGUGCCACAGAAAAGGAAGAUUAGUGAUUGAGAUGUAAUAAUAAAUUUGAAUGAAACAAGUAAGAUGAAUACCUUAUGGAAAGGAGGAACCUUUUAGUGAAGUUAUUGGAAACUUGUUGCAGUAAGUUAUCAAUUUCACAGUUGCACUCACAGUGUUUGAAAGUCGGUCUUGUUCAUGAUAGUUUCAUUGUUACCAAGCUCAAUGUUCUUUAUGCUAGAUAUGCAUCAAUUCACCAUGCGCAUAAGCUGUUUCAAGAAACGCCUCACAAAACUGUUUACCUAUGGAAUGCUUUGCUUAGGAGUUAUUGUUUCGAGGGAGAAUGGGUAGAGACGCUGUCUUUAUUCUGUCAAAUGAAGAACGUUUGUUCUGUAUCGAUUGAAGAAAAACCCGACAAUUACUCGGUAUCUAUUGCCUUGAAAUCAUGUGCGGGUUUGCGGAAGCUUUUAUUGGGUAAGAUGAUUCAUGGGUUUCUCAAAAAGGUGAGGAUAGACAAUGACAUGUUUGUUGGGUCUGCCUUGAUUGAUUUAUAUACUAAAUGUGGUCAAAUGAAUGAUGCUGUGGAGGUUUUUAUGGAGUAUCCGAAACCUGAUGUUGUUUUAUGGACUUCAAUUGUUAGUGGUUAUGAGCAGAGUGGUAGUCCAGAACUUGCGCUUGCCUUUUUCUCCCGAAUGGUUGUCUCGGAGAAAGUGAGUCCUGAUCCAGUGACCCUUGUUAGUGUUGCUUCUGCUUGUGCUCAGUUAUCUAAUUUUAAGCUUGGGAGAAGUGUUCAUGGCUUCGUGAAAAGAAAGGGUUUAGACAAUAAGCUGUGUUUGGCCAAUUCACUGCUUCAUUUAUAUGGAAAAACUGGUUCUAUAAAAAAUGCAUCAAAUUUGUUCAGGGAGAUGUCUGAUAAGGAUAUUAUAUCUUGGAGCACAAUGAUUGCUAGUUAUGCUGAUAAUGGAGCCGAAACUGAUGCAUUAGAUCUUUUCAGUGAAAUGUUAGAUAAGAGAAUUAAGCCCAAUUGGGUUACUGUGGUUAGUGUGUUGCGAGCGUGUGCUUGCAUUUCCAAUUUGGAAGAAGGUAUGAAGAUUCAUGAAUUGGCAGUGAAUUAUGGUUUUGAGAUGGAAACCACAGUCUCUACAGCUUUGAUGGACAUGUACAUGAAGUGUUUUUCACCUGAAAAAGCAGUUGAUAUUUUCAAUAGAAUGCCAAAGAAAGAUGUAAUUGCUUGGGCUGUUUUAUUUAGUGGCUAUGCCGACAAUGGAAUGGUGCACGAGUCAAUGUGGGUUUUCCGCAAUAUGUUAUCCAGUGGAACUCGACCCGAUGCUAUUGCUCUUGUUAAGAUUCUUACUACUGUUUCAGAACUUGGGAUUCUUCAACAAGCUGUAUGUUUUCAUGCGUUUGUAAUUAAAAAUGGGUUUGAAAAUAACCAAUUUAUUGGAGCUUCACUUAUAGAGGUAUAUGCAAAAUGUAGUAGCAUAGAAGAUGCUAACAAGGUUUUCAAAGGAAUGACGUAUAAAGAUGUUGUUACUUGGAGCUCAAUAAUUGCAGCUUAUGGAUUUCACGGUCAAGGAGAAGAAGCUUUGAAAUUUUUUUAUCAGAUGGCUAAUCAUUCAGAUACUAAGCCUAACAAUGUAACUUUCAUCUCAAUUCUAUCUGCUUGUAGUCAUUCAGGUUUGAUUAAAGAAGGGAUAAAUAUGUUUGAUAUCAUGGUUAACAAGUACAAAUUAAAACCAAACUCGGAGCAUUACGCAAUAAUGGUUGAUCUUCUUGGUCGAAUGGGAGAGUUAGAUAUGGCUUUGGACUUAAUUAACAACAUGCCGAUGCAAGCUGGGCCUGAUAUAUGGGGAGCCUUACUCGGCGCAUGUCGCAUACAUCAGAAUAUAAAGAUGGGGGAAGUUGCAGCUAAGAAUCUUUUCUCACUAGACGCUAAUCAUGCAGGGUAUUAUAUUCUUCUGUCAAAUAUUUAUUGUGGUGAUGAAAAUUGGCAUAGUGCUACAAAACUUAGGAGACUCGUAAAGGAGAAAAGGUUGAACAAGAUUGUUGGACAAAGUGUGGUGGAGUUAAAGAAUGAAGUUCGAAGUUUCGUAGCAGGUGAUAGAAUUCAUGAUGAAUCUGACCAUAUUUAUGAAAUUCUGACAAAAUUACAUGCUAAAAUGAGAGAAGAAGCUUUUGAUCCACAAGUACAGAUAGAGGAGAUGCUAUGAGUUCUUGAAUUCGAAAGUUGUCCCAUUUGAAUGGCAUAAAGACUUUUGGAUAUUUGAGCUGAUGAUAGUUAGAGGGGGAGAAAAUAGUUUUGAGUAUGCUAUUGAUUGUUUCUUUAUUAUGUUUUGGAUCAUUCUUUUUGUUGUAAUUUGUAAAUAAAUUAACAGGUUUUGAUUAGUGCACAUCGAUACUAAAGGUUACAAAAGUUAUUUAGAUUGAAGAUAAAUGACACAGAUUAAUUCAUUUCA
Medicago truncatula (barrel medic) is the source of this 3431-nucleotide messenger RNA. RefSeq names its product putative pentatricopeptide repeat-containing protein At3g01580. Gene Ontology annotation, molecular function: protein binding; RNA binding. Gene Ontology annotation, cellular component: intracellular membrane-bounded organelle. Gene Ontology annotation, biological process: RNA modification. Bases 1074 to 3185 code for a protein of 703 amino acids. The record is from RefSeq and is a predicted model, not a curated record. The transcript has 2 exons. Lineage: Eukaryota; Viridiplantae; Streptophyta; Magnoliopsida; Fabales; Fabaceae.